Messenger RNA from Suillus paluster, 1328 nucleotides. Its product is annotated as Coproporphyrinogen III oxidase. Gene Ontology annotation, cellular component: cytoplasm; mitochondrial intermembrane space. The record is from RefSeq and is a predicted model, not a curated record. Gene Ontology annotation, molecular function: coproporphyrinogen oxidase activity. The coding region runs from base 270 to 1328 and encodes 352 amino acids. Lineage: Eukaryota; Fungi; Basidiomycota; Agaricomycetes; Boletales; Suillaceae. The transcript is spliced from 2 exons.
GCGUGUCCUGAGGACCUGGGAAAGAUCCCUUCAGGUGAAAUGGCGAAGAAUCUAUUAAGUCAAUUUUGAUGUUUGAAGAUUUGUCGUUCUUGCAGUCUAACCAGGGGUAGUGAGAGAGUGAACGAUGCCAAAAGCAAUAUUAAUAAAUGCCUACCAACGAUUUCUUUAUUCACGCGGCGGAGACGAGCGUCCAUGUUGUACAAAAACAAGAAGAAUCUACUUAAGCUUAGGGUUACAAAAGAUGGACGGCGAGCAGACGGUGGUACGAAAUGAGGGAGGCUGCAACGCCUCAUCAGAUAGUCACGUGGCUUUAUCGAAAUUAUCCUUUAGCAACCCCCUAUCAGGGGUCCUUUGAAAAACUCGAUCCCAAUGCUCCAUCAUUCAAACGCGACUCUUGGUUACGGGCACAAGGCGGGAAGGGCGUAUCGGGCGUUUUCUUCUCCCCCCCUCCCACAGAUGCAUCACCUGGCCCGCAGACGAUCCUAGAGAAGGCUGGUGUUAAUAUAUCUGUCGUCCACGGCAUGCUUCCCCCUGCCGCAAUCAAAGAAAUGCGUGCAGACCACUCCAACAUCCCCUACGACGAGAAGACCAGUCUUCCCUUUUUUGCAGCUGGAAUAAGCCUCGUUGUGCAUCCUCGCAAUCCUCAUGCUCCCACUGUGCACGCCAAUUAUCGUUACUUCGAGAUCACGGAGAAAGUCGCAGAGAGUGAUGGAACUGGAAAGGUUGUUGCAUGGUGGUUCGGAGGGGGCAGUGAUCUCACGCCAUCGUACCUCUACGAGGAAGACGCACGUCACUUCCAUAGGACGUUGCAAAAUGCCUGCAACCAGCAUGGCAGCGAACUAUACCCUGCGUUCAAGAAGUGGUGUGACGAAUAUUUUUAUAUCGUCCACCGCCAAGAAACUAGGGGAGUUGGAGGUCUCUUCUUUGAUGAUCUCAGCACUGAGAAGCAUGCUCGGCUCUCAGAUGACGUUGAACGACCUCGAUCAGCAGAGGAGAUCUUUGACUUCAUAAAAGCCUUGGGGAAUUCGUUCAUUCCCUCCUACUUGCCCAUUCUUGAGCGUAGGAUGUCGAUGCCCAGCACAGACCAACACAGACGCUGGCAGCUGUUGCGCAGGGGGCGUUAUGUCGAAUUCAACCUUGUGUACGACAGAGGUACCAAGUUCGGGUUGAAAACGCCUUCUGCACGCAUUGAAAGCAUCUUGAUGAGCCUUCCAGAGACUGCAAGGUGGGAGUAUAUGACGGACAUGGGAACAGAUCUAGAGAGUGAAGAAGGACGCUUGAUCCCAGUUUUGAAACAGCCCGUCGAUUGGGCUGCGUUGGAGAAGUAG